AUGGCGUCCUCUAGAGCUGCACCGCCCAAGGGCCUUCCCUCGGACUUUGAGUGGGGGUUUGCCACGGCCGCCUAUCAGAUUGAAGGCGGUGCCAACGAAGGCGGCAAGGGCCCUUCCAUCUGGGACGUCUUCACCCACCUGGAACCAUCCCGUACUCAUGGGGCCACCGGCGAUGUUGCCUGUGACCAUUACCACCGAUACGAGGAGGAUUUCGACCUUCUCGUCAAGUACGGCGCCAAGGCAUACCGCUUCUCCUUGGCAUGGUCGCGCAUCAUUCCGUUCGGCGGACGAAAUGACCCAGUCAACGAGGACGGUGUUGCCUUUUACAACAAACUCAUCGACGCCCUGCUUGCUAGGGGUAUCACGCCUUGGGUUACUCUCUACCACUGGGACCUGCCGCAGGGACUCCAAGACCGAUAUGGCGGUUGGCUGAAUAUCGAGGAGUCUCAAAAGGACUUUGAGCGGUACGCGGGCGUGUGCUACGAGCGCUUUGGCGAUCGUGUGAAGAACUGGAUCACGGUGAACGAGCCGUGGGUCGUUUCCAUUCAUGGAUUCUCGCAUGGCAACGACGCUCCUGGACGAAGCACCACUAACAAAGCCUGUACCGAGGGCGACUCGACAACCGAGCCUUGGAUCGUUGGGCACUCCCUCAUCCUAGCGCACGCCGCAGCGGCGAGACUGUACAACAAAGAAUUCAAGCCGAAGCAAGGAGGCCAAAUCGGUAUAUCUAUCAGUGGCGACUAUUUUGAGCCUUGGGAUCCCGAGGAUCCUAAAGACCAUGAAGCGGCUGAGAGGAGGAUGCAGUUUUGGCACGGCUGGUUUGCCAGCCCCAUGUUGCUUGCACAGGAUUAUCCAAACGUCAUGCGAGAGCAGCUCGGAACCCGCCUACCCGCCUUCACUGAGGCCGAUUUCGACCUGUUGCGCGAGGCUGAGCUCGACUUCUACGCCAUGAACUACUAUACUUCCCAAUUCGCGCGACACCGUACUACUCCGCCGCCUGCUGAGGACUACAAAGGGAACGUGGACGACUGCCCAGAGAACAAGGCCGGUGUCCCCAUCGGCGACCUGAGCGGCAUAUUCUGGCUGCGCUCUGCGCCCCAACGGUUCCGAAAACACCUCAGCAGGACAUACAACAUGUAUGGGAAGCCUAUUUACGUCACCGAAAACGGCUGCCCCUGUCCUGGCGAGGAUAAGAUGACCAAGGCAGAGUCUGUGAAGGACGAGUUUCGUCAGCGAUACUUUGCUGACCACUUUGAUGCCAUUGUGGGGGCGAUAGAGGAUGGCGUAGAGGUGAAGGGCUAUUUUGCCUGGUCGUUGAUGGACAACUUGGAAUGGUCCGAGGGGUACGGUCCCAGAUUCGGCGUGACAUAUACGGACUAUGAUACACUUGAGAGGACACCCAAGGAGUCAGCCUUGAUGCUUCGAGGAAUGAUCGAGGAGAGGACGAAGGCCUAG
Molecule: messenger RNA, 1455 nt
Organism: Fusarium keratoplasticum
Lineage: Eukaryota; Fungi; Ascomycota; Sordariomycetes; Hypocreales; Nectriaceae
Product: putative beta-glucosidase
Exons: 4
Coding region: 1-1455 (484 amino acids)
Biological process (GO): carbohydrate metabolic process
Molecular function (GO): beta-glucosidase activity
Source: RefSeq, a predicted model, not a curated record